UCUCGCUAUCUUUUACUCUCCUUAAGUGAUGACCCUGAUGGACACAGUCGCAUAGUUAUCAGACUCACUCCUCUACCUCAAAUUCACAACCAACAUCACUGUCCUUCUCCUACAUCACUACCAGCCCUGCCAUCCUCCCACAUCUCACCAACGUCUUCACACUCCCCACCACCACCAAAUCUUGUCUCCCCUCUUCCUUACAUAUCCUCCUCCUCCUACCAGUCCAAACAUUCCUACCUUAACACCUUCGAUUGCACCAACUCACUUUCCUCUCGUCACUCUCCCAACACACUUUCUCAUCCUUUACCCCCUUUCCGCUUUCUCCUCCAAACCGUCCCCAUUCUUUAA
Messenger RNA from Rodentolepis nana, 348 nucleotides. The record is from the annotation of a GenBank genome assembly. Lineage: Eukaryota; Metazoa; Platyhelminthes; Cestoda; Cyclophyllidea; Hymenolepididae.